Messenger RNA from Carassius gibelio (silver crucian carp), 2255 nucleotides. Its product is annotated as sodium- and chloride-dependent GABA transporter 2-like. The transcript is spliced from 14 exons. The record is from RefSeq and is a predicted model, not a curated record. Gene Ontology annotation, biological process: sodium ion transmembrane transport. Gene Ontology annotation, cellular component: membrane. Lineage: Eukaryota; Metazoa; Chordata; Actinopteri; Cypriniformes; Cyprinidae. Bases 32 to 1798 code for a protein of 588 amino acids.
CAUCUAUGGAAAGGUGUAAAAACUGAACAGAAUGGACAGAAUAGAAGGACAAAUAGAGGAGAGAGGGUACUGGGGCAGUAAAACAGAGUAUCUUCUGGCUGUGGCAGGGAAUGUGAUUGGACUGGGUAACGUGUGGAGGUUUCCUUACCUCUGCUACAAGUAUGGAGGAGGGGCGUUCCUGAUACCCUACCUGGUGUUUGUGGUUACCUGUGGGGUCCCUCUGUUCCUGCUAGAAACAGCUAUGGGACAGUACACACAGGAAGGGGGCAUUACUUGUUGGCAUCGGCUCUGUCCAUUAGCUGAGGGUAUUGGCUAUGGAGGACAACUGAUUCUUUUGUACAGCUGCAUGUAUUACAUCGUCAUUCUGGCCUGGGCGCUUUUCUACCUCAUCUUCUCUUUCAGCUCCCAACUGCCAUGGGCCAGCUGUGACAACACCUGGAACACAGAUGACUGUGUAAAUCUUGCUGCAAAGAAUUUGACCCUCAACCAAACAACGCUGAUUAAUUCAACACCUGCUGCUACUGAGUUCUGGGAACGCAGAGUUCUGUCUCUCUCUGGAGGUAUUGAGGAGAUCGGUAAGAUCAACUGGGAGAUUCUUCUGUGUCUCAUUGCAAUGUGGGUCAUUUGUUAUUUCUGCAUCUGGAAAGGAGUCAAAUCUACAGGCAAGGCGGUGUAUUUCACAGCUACAUUUCCUUAUGUGAUGCUGCUUGUGUUGCUGAUUCGUGGGUUGACUCUUCCUGGAGCUCUGCAGGGGGUUGUGUUUUACCUGUACCCUGAACCAGCCCGUCUCUUUGACCCGCAGGUUUGGUUGGAGGCCGGGGCACAGAUCUUAUUUUCCUACAGUGUGUCUGUUGGCACUCUCACUGUUUUAUCCAGCUACAAUAAAUACAACAACAACUGCUACAGGGACAGCUUGUGGCUUUGCAUCCUGAACAGUUGCACAAGUUUGGUGGCUGGCUUUGCUGUGUUCUCAGUCUUGGGCUUCAUGGCCCAAGAGCAGGGCAUCCCCAUUGCAGAGGUCGCAGAAUCAGGGCCAGGACUAGCAUUCAUAGCUUAUCCACAGGCUGUGGCUAUGAUGCCUCUUCCUCAGUUGUGGGCUGUUUGUUUCUUCAUCAUGAUUAUUUUGCUGGGGCUAGAUACACAGUUUGUUUCAAUGGAAGCCGUCACAACGUCAGUGAUUGACCUCUUCCCCAUGAUUCUGCGCAGAGAAGGACGGCGAGAAAUCUUCAUACUGCUCUUCUGUCUCAUUUGCUUCUUGGGCCAAUUCAUCAUGGUUACAGAGGGGGGGAUGUAUGUAUUCCAGUUGUUUGACUACUAUGCCUGCAAUGGAGCCUGUGUACUGUUCCUGUCUGUGUUUGAGACUCUGGCCAUGGGUUGGAUUUUUGGGGCUGAGAGAAUGUUUGACAUCAUUGAGGACAUGACGAACUCACGGCCCAACUACAUAUUCAUGCUGUGCUGGAAAUACCUGACUCCUCUCGUAUCUGUGGUGUCUUUUUUCUGUUCUAUGGUAGAGUACACGCCCCUCACUUUUAACCGCUGGUAUGUGUACCCAGACUGGGCGUAUGUGCUAGGCUGGUUACUGGCCCUGUCCUCCAUCAUACUGGUGCCUGGAUGGGCGCUGGGUCAACUGUUUGCCAGGAAAGGGAGUCUGAAACAGCGUUGGCUUCACCUGUGCAGUCCUGAUCCAGAGCUUCCUCUCACCUCCAAACAAAGAGCUGAAAUGAAGGAAACUACUUUCACUGCAGAGAUGGAAGAUUUAGUUAGGGCACACAUAAAUGAAGAUGAAAAUGGACACUAAUGUAUUUUGUAGUCAAUAUUUUGUCAAUAGUCCCUAUACUAACAAGUUGUAGAAGUAAAGGCCCAAAUUUAAAGAGCCACACAGAUGGGAAAUCAAAAAUUACCUGUAUCAAGUGUAUGAUGUAGCUGUCCAUCAGUGUCAACAAUGUGCAAAGUAAUUAAACCAAAAAUUACACGAUUUAUGAAGUUAUUGGCUUCUAAAGUAAGGAGUCGACUCUGAAUCGCUGAAACGAGUCGUUAUAGAUUUCAAAUCUUUUGCCCAUCUCUAUGUACGUCACUAGAACACUUUGCAUAAGAAUCUCCGCCUACCGUCUUGGGAGAAACGGAACUCUGACCUGCCCCACCCCCCACACACAGAUGCUCUGGUUGGUGUGAUAGCAUCAUGUCGAGGAGAUAGUGUGUUUUUAAUUGUAAAGGCAAGUUUGUUUAAUUUUCACUGCCAAAGAAUGAAGAUCAGA